AUUUCUCGCAUCAAAACACAGCAGCGCUUCUCUGGUGGGAGUAGAAAAUCAUGGCCGGCGUUAUUAACUUCCGAUCGCCGCUCGUUUGCCGACCAUCGAUUCCAUCGAUAAAUCUCAACCGUCGGAUCUCUCUCAGGGUUUCUGCAGAAUUGCAAGAAGCUCCUCUCCCUUCUUCUUCUUCCACUUCCGUCAGUACUCCAUCUCCGAUCCUCUCUCCUCCUGCGGAUUUCAAGCCUCCGCAGCCGAAGCGGUUCGCAAUUCGUCCCGACAAGAUCAUAGACAUCCUGACGGCUUCUCUGGCGUUGAUUUUCCGCCUCGGCACUGGAGUUUUUGUUCAGGGAUAUUCAGCAUCUUUUGUAUCUGAGGAUGAGAUCCCACCUGGAAAGUAUGCUUUGAAGAUUGCAGGUCUGACAAUGAAAGAGACCUCAAAAUUGGGCCCACGUCCGGAGAAGCCUAUUGAAAUAUAUGAGUUCGAAAGCUGUCCAUUCUGUAGAAAGGUUAGGGAAAUCGUAAGCUACCUGGAUCUUGAUGUGUUGUUUUAUCCCUGCCCAAGAAAUGGUCCAAACUUCCGUGCCAAGGUUUCUCAGAUGGGUGGAAAACAGCAAUUCCCUUACAUGGUGGACCCAAACACAGGCAUUGCAAUGUAUGAAUCAGAUGACAUAAUCAAAUAUUUGGUUGGGAAAUAUGGUGAUGGAAGCACUCCUUUGAUGUUGUCACUUGGGCUGCUAACUACUCUAACUGCAGGAUUUGCCAUGAUUGGUCGAAUGGGGAAGGGCUCUUUCUAUACUCCUUCAAAACUCCCACCGCAACCCCUCGAAUUAUGGGCAUAUGAGCCAUCCCCCUUCUGCAAAGUUGUGCGCGAAGUUCUAGUCGAGUUAGAACUACCACACUUACUUCACAGCACUGCUCGUGGCAGCCCAAAGCGGCAAACCUUAUAUGAGAAGGCAGGGCAUUUUCAGGUACCUUAUUUGGAAGACCCUAACACUGGAGUGAAAAUGUUUGAAAGUGCAGAAAUUGUAGACUAUCUGAGAGCAACUUAUGUUCUUCCAGCACCAGCGGCAACAGUUUCCUAAGUUUUUAGAGGUUCUCUACUUUCUCACUCAUUUACUCUUGUGCAUUUGUAUGUAUCUUUCAACUUUUGAGGAUCUCUGUCUGCCAUUGAAGUAGAUAUAUUUGGUUGCAAACAGAUGUACAUGUAAUAUAUAGACCGCCAAUAAAUAGAAGCGUGUAAUAUAUAGACCGCCAAUAAAUGGAAGCGUUUUACUUGUGCACA
This is a messenger RNA of Magnolia sinica, 1273 nucleotides long. RefSeq lists its product as uncharacterized. The record is from RefSeq and is a predicted model, not a curated record. Bases 51 to 1073 code for a protein of 340 amino acids. Lineage: Eukaryota; Viridiplantae; Streptophyta; Magnoliopsida; Magnoliales; Magnoliaceae. Gene Ontology annotation, cellular component: chloroplast. The transcript is spliced from 12 exons.